AUGGCUUCCAACAUAACGUCCUUCAGCACCCUUCGGGCUCGCUCUUACGUAUUUCGUUUACCGCUCUUUACGCGCAUUGUUCUCCUGGUCAUUAUCGCAGCAUGGUUCGCAGGUCUUCAACAUUCGUGGGAUGUCAGGCACUGGGGCGCCCUGAUUCCUGACCAGCUGUCCUUUACCUCUUGUAAGCUUCCCUUGCCUGCCAGGCCGCUUUCUACAGGCGCACUUUGUACUCAUUGUAUUGUGGCGAUAGCAUACCGAAUGAAUACGUUCCCUUUCGUUCAUGUGAAUCUCAUCCAUACGAUCAUGAAUCUGGCGGCUCUCGCGCCGUUGAUGGAGCGGUUCGAGGCAGAAUUCGGCACCUUGACCUCUAUCGCCCUCUUCAUCGGCCCUCUGAGCACAAUCCCGGCUAUUCUCUACACCUUGAUCGAACGGUUCCUCUUCAAGGGCAACACCGAAGUUAUGGGAGCUAGCGUCUGGGUCUUUUUGCUCUUGGGCAUCGAGGCGAUUCGAACGUACAAGACGAACCCCCACCUGACGAUUGCGACGUACUCAAUUCCGACGUGGACAACCCCCCUGAUCCUCAUUCUGGUGGUUACGGCGCUCGUUCCUGGCACCAGCUUGCUUGGUCACCUCUGCGGCGUCCUGGUUGGAUAUCUCUUCGGCCUCGGCUACCUGAAGUUCCUCAGCCCACCCGAAAAGGCCCUGCGAUGGAUCGAGUCGAAGCUGAACCUCCUUGGCCGGCUGCCGCACUACGUGAGCGUCGACCAGAAGACAUACGGUCGAUUCGGGGUCUUGCCCACCAACACCCAUGCUGGUGGCGGCAGCGCACCGAUUGCGCUUGUUGGCACGACUCAACGACUUGGGCCAUGA
Colletotrichum paranaense is the source of this 870-nucleotide messenger RNA. Its product is annotated as rhomboid family protein. The record is from RefSeq and is a predicted model, not a curated record. The transcript has 4 exons. Gene Ontology annotation, cellular component: membrane. Gene Ontology annotation, molecular function: serine-type endopeptidase activity. NCBI's taxonomy places the organism in Eukaryota, Fungi, Ascomycota, Sordariomycetes, Glomerellales, Glomerellaceae. Bases 1 to 870 code for a protein of 289 amino acids.